Messenger RNA from Phanerochaete carnosa HHB-10118-sp, 2711 nucleotides. RefSeq lists its product as uncharacterized. The record is from RefSeq and is a predicted model, not a curated record. Lineage: Eukaryota; Fungi; Basidiomycota; Agaricomycetes; Polyporales; Phanerochaetaceae. Gene Ontology annotation, molecular function: cystathionine gamma-synthase activity; pyridoxal phosphate binding. The transcript is spliced from 4 exons. Gene Ontology annotation, biological process: transsulfuration. The coding region runs from base 120 to 1976 and encodes 618 amino acids.
CUUUGAGCCCUCCCCAUCACAUCGCAAAGUGUCAGACUUGCCGAGUACACUCCCCAGCUCACCCCCUUAAGCCCACAGAGGUCCACACCAACCAUCUAAUCUAGUUUGGGAAGUUCGGGAUGAGCUGUGUCGCGAUCCAGGAGCAGAUUGCACUCGGUGCAGCCGUCCCCGCGCUCGAAGCCCAUGCAAUCUCCGUCUCGCUGCCAACAUGGGAGGAUAAUAUUGGCUACGAAGAGGGCGAUAAGCGGGUGAUAGACACUAUGGUAUCAGGAUAUCCACGGUUCUUCAUUCAUCUAACUAUCCGGAAGCUGGCCGGGAUAUGUGAACAGAAGUUCGGUGUAAACGGAGAGCAGGCGAUGCUUUUUCCCACGCUCAGGAUAGCAGAGGCAUGCCGAGACUUCAUGGUUCAUCGGUCUUCUCAACAAGGCCCUGCUGUUCCUGUACGUCUCGUGCAAUUCCUCAUAUCACCAGAGAACGCUUCAGCUUCAACGGCUACCAGCAUGGAACUACACAUUGUACUCUUCCCCGCCGAUGCUUUCCCUCUCGCCAAGCAGUUCUGGCAGCACGCCGGCCUGGGCAUUUCCAGCCGUCUGGCCGCACACUGUCUAUCGAUGCUGCCUGAUGAGUUAAAGCCUAGCUCUCCAAAGAUCCCGCCUCCACCGAUGUUUACGAAACGCAAUGCGAGCAAUCGCCAUUAUGCGAAGCAAGCGAGCUUCUCGUAUUCACCUCAGUCUACGUCCCCACCUCCAGAAUCUAUCACAGAGACGUUUGACGCAGACCAUGCUACCUACCUCGAGGAGCGUUAUGGUCGUAAUCUGCCAGUCGAGGCGGCAUCCUUUGCCAAGCGAGCCAUGCGUCGUCGUAUCGCUGGUGUUCUCGUCCAUGAUACCCCCAACCACUGGUUGCAGGCUGGCGAGCAGUCCGCCGAGCUCGGUCCCAGUACCCGUGGUGUGAUGGAAGUCAGCGAAGAAGACGUGUUCCUAUACCCUACGGGCAUGUCUGCCAUCUUCAGUGCACAUCAGCUAGCUCUUGGAGCCAUGCCGUUAGCUAAGAGUAUAUGCUUCGGCUUUCCGUACACAGACACCCUUAAGGUACUUCAGAAGUGGGGACCAGGGUGCCACUUUUUCGGGCAUGGCUUGGACAAGGACAUCGAUGAGCUCGAGUCGCAACUCGCGAGGGAGCAUGCAGAAAACCCUGGUGUGCCACCGGCCCUGGCUUUGUUCACGGAGUUUCCCUCGAACCCUCUACUUCGAUCUGCCGAUCUACCCCGUCUGCGUGCGCUCGCAGACAAGUACAACUUCUUGAUUGUCGUCGAUGAGACUCUCGGCAACUUCGCGAACGUAGAAGUACUCCCACACGCCGACGUCGUGGUCAGCAGCUUAUCAAAGGUAUUCAGUGGAGAUGCGAAUGUCAUGGGUGGCAGCCUUGUCCUCAACCCCAAGAGCAGACAUUAUGACGUCCUGAAAGCACACCUUUCUCAGACAUACGAAGAUUCCUACUUUGGGCAGGACGCCAUCUACAUGGAGCGUAACUCGCGCGACUUUCGCCGACGCGCGCGCACCAUCGACGACAACACCGAGGCGGUCUGUGACUUCCUCUGUGCGCACCCGGAGACGGUCAAGGAAGUCUUCUAUCCCAAGUACACCACGUCACGGCAUUACGAGAAGUGCCGGGUGUCGGGUGCCGGCUACGGCGGACUCUUCAGCGUCACCUUUCGUCAUCCACAAGCGAGCCGCGCAUUUUUCGACGCCAUGCCAUUCUUCAAAGGUCCGAGUCUCGGAACAAACUUUACCCUGGCGUGUCCGUAUACCAUCCUGGGCCACUACCUGGAGCUCGACUGGGCGGCGGGCUAUGGUGUCGAGGAGGGCCUAGUACGUGUGAGCGUCGGUAUGGAACACCGUGAACUGCUGUUGCAGGGGUUCCAAAAAGCACUGAGGGCCGCGGAGAAGGCCGCUUCUAGUAUCGACCGAGACUAGGUUCCUCCGUUGACCGGAACACCCUCAUUUGUCUCUAGACCGCUCCAUCCAUCGUCUAUGUGUCUAUGAAUGAUAUGAAUCUACACAUAACAGGGUGUCCGUUAACCUACGUAAAUAAGCUGCCAAAGGUCAUGCGUGAAGUUCGUCAUGAAAGAAUGUCAAGAAUAGAAGAAUGGGGGGAAAACGUUUUCCACGCUUAUUCAAAUUAACAAGCCCCGGAAUGCAUGGCGAACAUGGGCUGUUGAAGCCAUUCCUAGCGGGACCCAGCCGAACCUUAGCAGGAGAAUGCUUGGGCAAGCCACGGGUGCAUCUCUAGUUCGCCUGCGCCGGGCCUUUUGAGGGGGUCUAGCCUUAGGCACGCCCUGAUGAAGUCGGUAGCAGGCUUCAGCUCUUCCUGUGGCACAACGUCGUAGACGGAGAUAGCUUGUUCCAGCGGGACGGGCAUGAGCUCCUGGAUCCGUUGAAGAUUUCCUGUCAGAGAGCAUAUGAAAUGAGCGGCCGGGGCACAUGUACGGAAACGGGAAGCGCGAGGGACCGACCAUCGUCGUCAAAAAAGUGUUCCGCGUCCAAUGAGAACUCGAGCAUUUGCGGAGAGAACGUGUCGCCCGUCAGCUCGAGCAUCUUUGCCAAGUGGUCGUCGUCUAGCGUCCACGAAUCGCCAGCCUCCGGAUGGAAGAGCCAGCGGCCUGUCAGAAGCUCAAAAGUCUUGCCAUAUCCCAUUCGCGUCAGAACUGU